UCGAUGUUAUAGUCAACAAGUGUGCGAUGCAAUGGAAGCCCCCGAAAUAAAAUUAGAAAUUGUGGAUGAUGUACCGCCAGAAGACAACCAGUCUAGUCAGAAAUUGGAACCAAAAGAAACUUUUGCAAAACACCAGGAGAAACUGUACGAAAUCAACAGAAUACAAGCAUUUAAAGAUGUUCCCUUUCUGCUAAAGCGCAUGGAGCCGGAAGACAUGACCGUGACUUAUGGAGAAGCGGUGGAAAAAGUGCAGACAAUGCUGAAUUUUUUAAAAAGCAAUCAAGUUCCUGAAGGAGCAGGAAUUGCCCUCCGCAUCACGGAACACACGCCAACCUCAUGUCUUCUAAUUCUUACAAUACUAAACCAUAAAUGCUACUUUUUCCCGACGGACAAGAUGAUGCUGUCACAGGCGCUCUACGAACAGAUGUCCUUGGCGGGAGUGGAAUAUCUGCUGGUCAACAAGCAUUUGGCUGUUGGAACUUUAAACUUUAUACGUCUGGGCUGCAUCACGGCUUUUAACGAAGAGUGCAAGCUGUACAAGGUUAAGCACAAGCCCACCGAUGCUGUCGUCCUGGCCAAGCGAACCCUUCCCCCCAAUAUGUGCUACACUAUUACCACAACAGGAAGUACCGGUUGCCCCAAGCUCAUAUACGUUCCCUACGAAUGCAUCGCCCCAAAUAUAGUGGCGCUUAGCCAGAAGCUAAACGUCUCCAUGGCCGACAUAAUUUAUCUGGGAACACCUUGCACAUUCGAUCCAUUUGUGGUCGAGUUCUUUUUGGCCCUGCAAAAUGGAGCUACUUUACUGAUCAGUCGUCACUCGAUGAGAGACUCUCCCAGCAAGGUGCUAAGUGAUCUAUUUCCCGACAACCUUUCCAAGCCGGGAAUCAGCAUACUGCAGAUGACCCCGUCGCUGUUCCGGCAAUUUGGAGCCACUUCUAUCAGAGACCGAAUAUUGGUUAACUCUAGUUCACUGAGAGUUCUGCUCCUGGGCGGCGAGACAUUUCCCUCCAACGCUGAGCUAAUUACUUGGAUGAAUCCAUGUGUUCUGUUGCAAAAACAUAUUUGCAAUAUCUAUGGAAUCACUGAGUUAUCCUGCUGGAGCCUCCUUCACAUCGUUCAGUCCCUACAAACUCAAGUACCCUUGGGCAAGCCCAUUGAAGACGAUACGGUCCUUAGAAUUCAAUGGCAGGACGAUGGGGAUUCCCCAAACGGCGAGCUCUUUUUAGGCAGUGCCUCACGGCGUUGCUAUAUACCAGAAAUAGAUGAUGCAGUGGAAACUGCAAGAGAGAAUUCCGGAGUUUGCUUCAGAGCUACUGGGGACCUGGUGACAAGGCUUAAAGAUGGAACCCUGUUCUACGAGGAGAGAGCAAACGAUGUGGUGAAGCGAGCCGGUAACCGUAUCAGCUUGGGUUCAAUGACUCGCAAAAUUCAAAAAUGUCUGCUUAGCAGCGAGCUGGUCACUUGCAUAUGGCUGGAGGACCUGCAAAAGGUCAUCUGCUGCAUUCGAACACCGCUCUCGAAGUCCAGAGUUCAACAGAGGGCUCAAACUUUUGAUAUCCUCUCCAAGGUGUCCAUUGCGGAGCAACCAGAUAGGUUUAUCUAUCUGCAAAACUUUCCCUGCAAUGUCCAUGGCAAAUUGGAUAAACAACAGCUGCUCAAGGAAUGCAUUCCCCUCGCUCAACCCGCUCAGGAAAUAUUGAAGAGCUAUCUGCACGAUAGACUAGAAUGUGUGGAGGAAACGGAAGCGAAGAGGCAACGACUUGAGGGCAGCAAUCCCAGCGGUUACGACUUGAGCUUUCGCCAGGCGGGUGGAACAUCGUUUCAUGCCAUCACUAUUUGCCGAGAGAUCGGCCAGCAGAUGUGCAUCGAUGACGAGCAGAGGCACUUGUUUGAGAUGCUACUGGACGAGAACGUUCCGCUGCGAACAGUUAUACGGUUCUUGGAUACGGCCAAGUUGGUCGCCACUAACUUCAAAAGGAAACCUGUUGAACAGGCGGUUGUUAGUUCCUGCCCUGCCGGACUGGUAAUCAAACGGAUUGAACAGCCGGUCCCAAAACUUCUGUUCCACUGGAAGGCGAACUUUGAGAAGUGCGUGGACUCGCCAGUGACCGAAUAUGAAGGACGAUACAUUUGCGUGGGCGCACAUUCCAAAAUUCUGCGAACUUUUGAUCCCCGAACGGGCAUAGAGCAAAGUAUAGUCAGGCUACCCGACCGUAUCGAGUGCAAAGUGACGUUUCUUAGUGAGCAGCUUGCAAUGGUCGGCUGCUACGAUGGUUGCCUCUAUGGCUUUAAUCCCCAAAACGGCGACAUUGUGUUUCGUGUGGGUAUUGGUGGCAUGAUUAAAUCCCAGCCCUUGCUCACCGCCGACGGCCGUCGGAUAAUAGUAUGCAGCUAUGCAGAAGACUAUAAUGUCUAUUGCUUAUCUGCGGAACGGCAGGAGGUGCUGUGGUGUCUAAAAAUUGGUGAGAAACCGAUCUUCGCCAGCCCUCUUGAGUUGGCCGGCGAACAGUCACUUAUUAUUUGCACCUUGGACGGAAGUUAUUCGCGAGUCGCCAUCACAGAUGGCUCCGUUGAGUGGACGCAGAAGCUUAGGGAGCCGAUCUUUUCCACUCCCGUCCUAAUGGAACCCAAGUCCAACAUCUUUCUGAGCGCCGAAGUUGCUGGGCGUGUGCACGCCUGUCAUGUGGGCAACGGAAAAAUUUUGGGAACCUACAACACAGAGGGCAACAUUUUCUCAUCGCUGGUGGUCAAGACCCCACCCACCUUGAUGGGACACGCCUUUGUCGUUUUCGGCUGUAUCGAUCAGCAUGUUUAUUGCCUGCGUUGCAAAACUGGAUACGGACGGACCUCAGUUGACUUUGAACUUCUGUGGAGGAUAAAAGUGGGAGCACCCAUUUAUGCAACGCCUAGUUUGCUCACUGUGCAACCGUACGGGGUUUUGGUUUGGUGCGCAGCCACAGAUGGACGCGUUGUACUGAUUGACUUCGGAAAAGGCGAGAUACAGUGGUCGGAUAAACUUCCCGGCGAAGUGUUUUCCAGUGCGUGCUAUAUUGAAAGCCUGCGACGAGUGUAUGUGGGAUGCCGUGACAAUUUUCUAUACUGUCUUGGCAUAUAGAAGAACACACAAAAGAAUUCCAUUUAAAAACUGUAAAUAAUUUGAAACGUGCCUUAAAAUAGCUAACACUAAUUGGAAAUAAUUAGUUCAAUAUACAAAAUAAUUUAAUAUUAAGAAUUAAAAUUCGAAUUUUAAGUUCAGAUAAAUGUUAAUUUUUGUUGUUUUACAAA
Molecule: messenger RNA, 3285 nt
Organism: Drosophila ficusphila
Lineage: Eukaryota; Metazoa; Arthropoda; Insecta; Diptera; Drosophilidae
Gene: Aasdh
Product: beta-alanine-activating enzyme
Exons: 6
Coding region: 32-3115 (1027 amino acids)
Biological process (GO): amino acid activation for nonribosomal peptide biosynthetic process
Molecular function (GO): protein binding
Source: RefSeq, a predicted model, not a curated record